AACGUCACGUUUAAUAAAGAUAGACUAUGGCAAAUAGCUUAAGAUCAUAUCUUCAAUGUGUUCGUUCAACAUUAACAGCAGCACUUUGUAUUCAGGAUUUUGCAUCACAAGUUGUUGAAAGACAUAAUAAACCAGAGGUAGAAGCGGGAACGUCAGUUGAAACGCUUUUAAAUCCUUUAUUAAUUUCUCGCAAUGAAAAUGAACAAGUUUUAAUUGAAUCGAGUAUUAAUAGUAUUCGUAUAAGUAUUUGUAUUAAAUAUAUUGAUGAAAUUGAACGAAUUUUGGUUAAUAAAUUUACUCGGUUUUUAAUGGGACGUGCAGAGGCAUUUAUUAUUUUACGAAGAAAGCCUAUCAAAGGGUAUGGAAUAUCAUUUUUGAUAACGAAUAAGCAUACAGAGGCGAUGUUGAAACAUAAAAUUGUUGAUUUUAUUAUUCAGUUUAUGGAAGAAGUAGAUGCAGAAAUUAAUGAAAUGAAACUAUUUAUAAAUGGAAGAGCACGAUUUGUAGCAGAAAAUUAUUUAUUACAAUUUGAUUAAUAAAAAAAAAUAAAUACAAAAGAUAUAAAUUUAAA
This is a messenger RNA of Pneumocystis carinii B80, 571 nucleotides long. RefSeq lists its product as hypothetical. Bases 27 to 536 code for a protein of 169 amino acids. The transcript has 7 exons. Gene Ontology annotation, biological process: Arp2/3 complex-mediated actin nucleation; actin filament polymerization. Gene Ontology annotation, cellular component: Arp2/3 protein complex; actin cytoskeleton. Lineage: Eukaryota; Fungi; Ascomycota; Pneumocystomycetes; Pneumocystales; Pneumocystaceae. The record is from RefSeq and is a predicted model, not a curated record. Gene Ontology annotation, molecular function: actin filament binding.